CGGGCUAUGGGGGUGUGAUGCUCGUCUUCUGAGGCCGUGCUGAGAAGCCAGGCAGGGCAAACUGGCCGGUGGAGAUGUCAAACACGAUGGUCUCGAGAUUGCCGUAGCCGUCCAUCUCGUCAUCAUAGCAGACGUAUGGCACCAUGAUCACGAUCUUGUCGCCUGACAAGACAAGAGAGAAGACUUAUCUCAGAUGGGUCUGUCUGGUCUGUCUGGUCUGCCGGGGGGUGGGUGACCUGCAGCGACGGCCGAGUGGCGGGCGAAGUCAAACCUCAUGUCGUCGGGCAUGUAGAUGACGUGGGCGAGCCACAUUCGGGGCAGAAGUCGCGCUGGUGGCGGCUCAGCAGGUCACAAAGAGCACCUGAAUUCAGACACAGACAGACACCUACAUCAGUAAUGGUGUGAUGUGGUGUGGUGUGGUGUGAUGUGGUGCUUACCGUCAUCGACUGAUGGCUGUAUGCCGCUCGACACCCACGGCAGAUCGUCAAAGUCGAUCCAUCUGGAGAAAACAAAGAAGGGAGACGUCCACACACAAUGACUGAAAACAUGGACAUGUUGUGUACGUCUUGGUGUCUCCAUCGAAGAUCGCGACGUCGGGCGGGCAGGAGAACCCCACAGGCGAAUUGGGCUGGUGGUACUCGCUCUCCCCCCACUCUACACCGUGUGCAGGCAGCUCACCGUGUGCGGCGCAGGUGGGUGGCCUCAUGUCCUGCCUACCUUCGCCGCCGACGAUGAAGACAUAGCGAUCCUUGAUGAGUGUGGCCGUGUGGUUGAGACGAGCGGCUGGCGGCGUGCCGCUCACACUGCGAUCGCUGACAUGGACACACAGACAGACAGACAGACAGACAGACAGGAUGAGAGUGGUAGUGGCGGCGAAUGGGGGGUCUCUUACUUGUCGUUGAAUGACCAGGUCGCCACAUCCACGAUGGUCGUGGAGCUCAACGCCUCGCUGCACACAACAGGAAGAAACACAUACGUUGGGUGAGAGUUGUCAUUGUCUGACAAAGGGCCGUCGGUAAUGUACCCGUCUGUGUCUUUGCCUCCGAAGAUGAAGACGAAACCGUCCGCAUGAGCAGACGAACGGACAGGAACAAACGUAGAUGUGAAGUAGCAACUGCAAGACAUGUAUGAAGAAACGAUGCAUACACAUCCACCACUUCUGAGAAAGCCCUCGUGAGCAUCAGUCACCGGUUGAGGCGGCUUGUGGUCAACCCUCCGCUUCUUGGCCACCUCCCCCGCCGCCUCCUUCAACAACUCUCGCUGACUCAGCCAACGAUACUGCAGCUCGCCGACACCGACAUCCGCAUCCCCACCGUGAGUGCGAUCGAUCUCGAGCACACCCCAGAAGCGGUCUCGGUCUCUCCUGUCGCUCACACCGGUUGGCCGCCGCAAGCGAAAUACCGCUGGGGCAUCUCGGGAUGUGCGAUGUGCGUGGGUGUGGGGGAGGGGACGCUGAUGGGGGUGAGGGUGAGUGAGUCGGAGGAUGCCGGUGGGCUGCCAGCGACCACACACUCCUCCCAGGCAUACUUGCCAAACGACAGAAGGGGCUGGAGCGACACACUGAAAAGGAAAACACGUAAGUAAAGGAUGGAUGGCCCGUGUGUGAGUGCGUGUCUGAGUGUGUGUGUGUGUGUGCGCGUGUACCGUACCGCCACAGGUCGUUUUUGUAGCUGUUGUGCUGACCGAUGCCGCCCACCACUCCACCUGAUCGAACAAUCAAGCAGUCGACAGAAAACACGGAAUAUGGCAGGGAGUCCAUAUCCACCCAUCGCAGCCAGCGGUGUCUUACCGAACUCAUACAGAUGCUCGCUCAGGACGAAGGCGGCCGAGCGGCUCCGCCCCAUCUCGUCUGUGGGAUUCUCGCACGUGGCCUUGCCCCACCGCAGCUCACUGAUGUUCUUGUUGGCGCCCAAGUCAGAGAUCACUUUGCCGCGUCGCCUUGCUUCGCGGUAGCGGCUCUCGGGCAAGGCGGCCGAGGGGUGCGGGUGGUGGGCGGCGCCUUCGAUGAGACGAAUGUUGCUCUUGCUCAACCAACGACGAUACUGCGGACGACCCACACAAGCAGCGUCGAUGAAUGCAUUGCAAAGCGGGAAACUAAGGAUGCGUUUGUGUGGGUUUUCCUGCAGCUGCCAGAUGCCCGAUGAGCAGUGGGGCUCGAGCAUCUCCUUGAUCUCCCUGCACACUGCAGCAAACACAGCCAGCCAUUGUUGCUUCUCAUCUGCUUCAUCUCCCGCUCUCGUCGUCCAGUCACCUGUCUGUGCCUUGAGCAGGUCGGUACCAUCGAGAAAGGGCAACGAAUACCAAACCACAGACAUCAGAUGAGGAUCCGGACGCUGGAAGGGGGCCAUCGGGGCACUCUCGAAGGACUCCCUACGGGUGGAGGGCAGCAAGAUGAAAACGUCGCAUUUA
Molecule: messenger RNA, 2409 nt
Organism: Vitrella brassicaformis
Lineage: Eukaryota; Vitrellaceae
Source: the annotation of a GenBank genome assembly